AUUGACGAUUAUGAACGCAACGGCAGCUGCGACGACCGGGACGUCGGCGGCGAUCAUCUCGAACGGCCUCCUCAUCUAUGGCCCGAUGCUCCUCCUCGGCUUUGCGCUCUUUGAGUGUGUGCGCUGCCGGUCGCUGUACGAGGUAGCGCCCAAGUCGCCACUGCCGUCCGGCCUCUUUCGCUGGAUCCCGUUCGUGCUGCGACUGACGGACGACGAGCUCAUGGACAAGUGCGGCCUCGAGACGCUCAUGUUCCUGCGCUUCGUCCGCGUCGGGAAGAAGCUCGCGCUCAUGGGCGUCUUUCUCUCCAUCGCGCUCUUCCCGGCGUACUACAGCGAGCCGCAGCCGCAUGCGCACUGGAUCGACCGGCUCACGAUCGGCGGCCUCACGGACGGCGACAAGCGGUUGUGGGCGACCGUGCUCGCAGCCUUUGGCAUCACGCUCACGACCAUGUACCUCAUCUACGAAGAGAGCGUCGCGUACAAGGAGCGUCGGCACGAGUUCCUCUCCAAGCUCGACACGCAGCAGUACAGCGUGCUCAUCGACGACCUUCCGCUGCACUUGCGGUCGCAUGCGGCGCUGACAAAGUACCUCGACACGAUCUUCCCGCACCAAGUCGCAGCUGUCUACAUUGCGGUCGAGUCCGGUGAGCUCGAGGCGCACGUCGCCGAGCGCAUUGAGGUGCGCGCGAGCCUCGAGCACGCGCUCGUCCAAGAGUCGCAGAGCGGUCGUCGCCCGACGCACUACCAGUACGACCCGCACUCGAUGUGGUACCAUACGCAAGUCGACUCGAUUGCGUGGUAUAACGAGCGGCUCCACGAGCUCAAUGACGACAUUCGCAUCACGAUUGCAGCCAUUGAGGCGCAGCAAAAGAACGGCAGCGUCCAGUUCAACGCCAAGCAAGCGCAGCUCCUCGCGACAAGAGCGCAUUUCGAAGCACAGCCACUCGAGUCGACGCCGCUUUUACCCAAGCAAGCCGUCCAGCAGCAGCGCCAGCAAGUCGCGUUCGACCUCCACGUCGCCGUCGACGAGGCAGCCCACUUUGAGCAUGCGUCGAAUGCCCUUCGGUCCGCCGCGUUUGUGGCGUUCUCAUCGCUGCAAGCGACCAACACGAUCCAACAGAUCGUGCAGACCGCGCGACCGUCCGAGAUGAAGGUGCAGGAAGCGCCGCCCGCCGAGGACAUUGUGUGGGAGAACGUCGGUCGGCUCAACUACGUCGAGCGCAAGACGGCGUUGCUGCUUAGCAUUGGCAUCACGGGUCUUGCCAUUCUGUUUUGGACCGUCCCGACCACGUUUGUCGUCGCGCUGGCGUCGCUGCAGUCGCUGCGGCAAGUGAUCCCGAACCUCGACUCGGCGCUGGUUCAAUUCCCGUUUCUGCAGCCCCUGUUGCAACAGCUCUCGCCGCUCUUGCUUGUCGUGAUGAACAGCUUGGCGCCGAUGCUGUUCCGCGUCCUCUCGGUCGGCGAAGGCCAUGCGUCUCAGAACGCUAUCGAAGCGUCGCUCUUUACGAAAUACGUCGCGUACCAGCUUGUCCAAGUGUUCUUUGUCUCGGCGAUCGCCGGUUCGAUUUCCGCCAUUUCCGACCAGCUCGCACGUAUCGCCAAGGAGCCGUUGGAGCUCGUGACGCUCCUCGGGUCGAGUCUGCCCGGGCAGUCGACGUUCUUUUUUAGCUUUAUCCUCGUGCAAACGGGCUUGACGCUGCACGUGCACCUCUUCCGCCUCGUGGCCAUCAUCAUGGGCUGCGUCUACCGCCUCUUGGCGCCGCAGCUCACGCCCCGCGAGACGAAUGCGCCGUGGUACGGGCUCUCGCCCAUGACGCUCUCGAGCAAGUUUGACAUUACGAUCCCGCUGGCGCAGCACUUUCUCAUUUUCCUCAUCGUCUUGACCUUUGCGCCGCUCGCGCCGCUGCUGGCGUACAUGGGCGGUGUCUUCUUUCUCGUCUCGGACAUUGUGUUUCGCCGGCUCGCGUGGUGCGUCUUCCAGCCGAGCACGCGCUCGACCGGCGUCUACUGGCCGCAGCUCUACUUGUACCUGAUCACAGCGCUCGGGAUCGCGCAAAUUACGCUCCUCGGCCUGCUCACGUUGAAAGAGGCGCCAAGCCAAGUGCUCGCGGCGCUGCUGCUGCCGGCGAUGACGGCGCUGUUCCAUGGCUACAUGCUCACGCUCUUCCCGCCCGUCUCGGCGUACCUCCCGAUCGAGAUGUGCGUCGCCCUCGACGACCACCGGGCGCGCCUCGGCCACCGCCCGCCGAUCGACGCCGACUUGUACAAGCAGCCUGCGAUGCUGGCGGCCACACCGCUCGCGCCCGAGGUCUAGUCACUCGCCAUGCGAAUCGAGCUGCCACGUACAGGCGGUAGGGCAAACUCGAGCAAAUGCAACCUCACGUGUUAUUGCUGGUCCACGGUCGUAUCAG
Molecule: messenger RNA, 2411 nt
Organism: Saprolegnia diclina VS20
Lineage: Eukaryota; Oomycota; Saprolegniomycetes; Saprolegniales; Saprolegniaceae
Exons: 5
Coding region: 11-2314 (767 amino acids)
Cellular component (GO): plasma membrane
Molecular function (GO): calcium-activated cation channel activity
Source: RefSeq, a predicted model, not a curated record